Molecule: messenger RNA, 542 nt
Organism: Glycine soja
Lineage: Eukaryota; Viridiplantae; Streptophyta; Magnoliopsida; Fabales; Fabaceae
Product: probable serine/threonine-protein phosphatase 2A regulatory subunit B'' subunit TON2
Exons: 5
Coding region: 1-471 (156 amino acids)
Biological process (GO): cortical cytoskeleton organization; microtubule cytoskeleton organization; regulation of dephosphorylation
Cellular component (GO): centrosome; spindle
Source: RefSeq, a predicted model, not a curated record
AUGCUCUUUCAGAAACCUGAAGAAGGAUCAAUCAAUCAUAGAGUUCAGAGAUUGGCAAAGUAUCGCUUUCUAAGGAAACAAUCCGAUCUUUUGCUGAAUGCUGAUGAUUUGGAUGCAAUGUGGGUGUGCUUAAGAGAGAACUGCAUCAUUGAUGAUGCUACCGGUGCAGAAAAGAUGAAUUAUGAAGACUUUUGCCACAUUGCCUGUGUAUGUACAGAACAAAUAGGUCCUAAAUGCCGGCGGUUUUUCAGUCCUUCAAACUUUAUGAAGUUUGAGAAAAAUGAGCAGGGAAGAAUUGCCAUUCUACCCUUUUACCUUUAUGUGAUGCGAACGGUUUCACUUACGCAGGCAAGAAUAGAUAUGAGUGAGCUUGAUGAGGAUUCUGAUGGUUUCCUUCAGCCACAUAGGUCAAGCUCAUCCAGUUGGCAGCUUUAUCCCCUACUUUGGCCCUUCAUUAAAGCUAGACUUUGAGUUGGAAAUGGGUAGCUUGUUGUGUACACAUUUCUUCUCUAGCCAUUUUACUCACUAAAAUGCAUAUGUAA